Messenger RNA from Austrofundulus limnaeus, 3206 nucleotides. It is a transcript of the gene pik3ap1, whose product is annotated as phosphoinositide-3-kinase adaptor protein 1. The transcript is spliced from 20 exons. Gene Ontology annotation, cellular component: cytosol. Gene Ontology annotation, molecular function: phosphatidylinositol 3-kinase regulatory subunit binding; signaling receptor binding. Bases 291 to 2969 code for a protein of 892 amino acids. Lineage: Eukaryota; Metazoa; Chordata; Actinopteri; Cyprinodontiformes; Rivulidae. The record is from RefSeq and is a predicted model, not a curated record.
GCGACCAACAACAAUAUCGUCUCGACUUCCGGCGGCAGUUAUGACGAUUAAACUGCUGGUUUAUGAAUGAGUCCGUUCCCGAUGAGCACACGUCUGUGGAAAGUUUACAGGAAGUGGGGCAGAGCUACCAAAAUCAGGAAACUAAGUGUUGCUAUUUAUACAACCGAGCAAAGGGCUUCGGCUGAUCAUUGCUGAUCUGGUGACACGAAAAAGGGAGCUGCAAAAAACCCAAAAAGGACCAUUUGGGAGGGAAAAAUCAGCUGCUUCUGGGAUGAUUGUGAGGACGGGUCAUGGAGGAAAUCAUCUCGAGUCCGGAGUCUUCAGAGACCUCUGAGUCCGUCUCAGCCUACGAUCUGCUGAUUCUGCACACCGAGGAAGCUCAGGAAUGGGCCGCGUACCUGCAGCAGAUCCUGAACUCCUCUCAGAUGUUCCGCAGAGGUUCCGUCCUGCUGUACGCCGUGAGCGCCGCCGACCGGCUCCACGGCUACAACUUCGAGGACUUCUGGAGCUGUCGGUGCGUGGUGCCCAUCCUCACGUCGGUCUUCAUGGACGUCCUGCGGGACGAGGAGCUGCACGGGGCGCUCCGGAGACUCCUUCAUCCUCCACACAAGGUGGUGGCGCUGAUGUGCGGCGUGACCGAGGAGGACGUGUCCACAGAGACGUUCGAGGACUGGACGAACUGGAGAAAACUCCACGCCGAAGACGAGCCGGCUGUUUACCUUUCAACCAUUCUGGAAUCCAUCACUGACAGUGUACAAGCGGAGGCGCAGGUGGAGGUGGAGGUGGAAUGUGAAGCUGAGGCCGUCGAGGUGGAGCUGCACACGGCGGCAGCCCUCAGGACUCACAGUCUGACCUCAGAUCAGGAGGAAGACAAGCCUGAAGAACAAAAACAAGCAGAACCGAAAGAUGAAGAGUCUCUGAGUUCACCUGCAGACCUCACCUGUCUCACCGUCCAACCAACCAGAGUCCUCUGCGGGGAACACGAGACACUUUAUAUCAUUUUAUCCUCCAAAGUGGACUUUGGGUCAGAACCAGAAGUGGAGUUUUCUUCUGAAAACGGAUGUUUGAGACGAGUCCCAGCCGUGGUGGAGAACGAGUACACGCUACGAGUUUCUGCACCUGACAUGCCUGCCGGAGAGGCGUCGCUCACGUUGUGCGUUGACCAAUCACGUGUCAGCCUGAAGGCGGUCACGUUUUGUACCAGGAUGGGAGAAGUCAGCCGACACCUGGAAAAGGCUGCCGAUCCUCUGAAAUUCAUCUGCCAGGCCUUUGACUUCACCUCCGACUCGACCCACUCGCUGGACGUGAUGCUAACGGACUCGUUAAAGUCCAGGAUGCCCGCAGGCGGCCUCCAGCUCUUCGGAGUCAUGCAGAUCGAAGAACACAACAUGUCUGCCUAUCAGCGUAACGAGGAGUUUCCCACUUUGCUCCACUUUGCUGCUAAAUUCGGGCUGAAGAAGCUCACCACCACCCUCCUCCAGUGCCCCGGUGCUCUGCAGGCCUACAGCGUGAUGAACAAGAACGGAGACUAUCCCAACACGCUGGCCGAGAAGAGCGGCUUCAGAGACCUCAGACGUUUUAUGGAUCAGAUUGUUGAGACAGAAGAYACACUGAAGUCUCAGUCUGAGGACAGCAUGAACCUGCAGAACGAGGCGGAGAUCUACGAGGAGAUGGUGUCCAACGACAUCCCGGAGACAGAAAAGACGCUGAAGUCUCAGUUUGAGGACAACAUGAACCUACAGAACGACGCCGAGGUCUACGAGCCGAUGUCCACGUUUGCAGACAUCAUAGAGUACACGGGCUGCUCCGAGGACAUUUACGAAUCGAUGGUUGGGAUUGACCCGGAGUGUGCAGAGGACCUCUAUGAAGUGAUGACAGCCGUAGACGAGAAUCCCGAGGAAGCCUUGCUCAGAAAGUUUUUCCAAGCAAAGCCACACCAUGCCGAAAUCAACUCGGUCCAACCUAAAAGAGAGGAAAAUGAAAAAUCUGACGGCAUAAACUUUGAUGAAAUUGAAGAAGAGGAGGAUCCGUACAACCUGUGCCCGGAGGACAUCUACGAUACCGUGGACACAAACACAACGUAUAAUCCGGCCGUCCUGAACCGUCCACCGGCACCAAUCCCCAGACCCGAGUCCGAGUCCGAAAAGCCCUCGGCCUACAUUUCUAGAGUUUUUUCAGAUAAAAGUUCGUCGCAGAGUAAAAACACAGAAUCCGGAUAUUUUGCAGCGCAACCUGUGGGUGAACCCUUAACUUCGACUCACGACCCAUACGCUGGGAUGAAAACCCCGGGCCAGAGGCAGCUCAUCUCCCUGCAGGAGAGGGUCAAAGUGGGGGACAUCUCUGUGGACGAAGCCGUCCACGAGUUUAAAGCCUGGCAGGUGGACCACGAACGGAGAGCCAGCUCCAUCCGGUUCCAGCAGGAUAAUCUGGAUAAAUUACGGAAAAGCAUCACCAGGCGUCACAAAGAGCGGGAAAAAACUGGCAAAGAAACAGAGUAUGAAAUCACCGCCCCGCUCCAGAGGAACCUGUUCUGGGGCUCCGGCGUGACGGUGGAAUGCGACGUGUACGAGUCGACGCCCAGGAUGGUCAGCCAACCGCUGCCGCCGCCGCCGCCGCCGCCAGCAGCUCCGCCCAUCCUGAGAGGGAGCUGGAAGACCAGCAGCACCUCCAGCACAUCCAGCACUGAGAGCAACAGACUGAGCACUCACAGCACCUACAGCUACAGCAGCGGGACCGAACCCGAGUUCGAGGACGCAGUGGAGAGUCUCCCUCCUCCGCCUCGGCCUCCUCCUCGGCCGUCAGACACCGCUCCUCUCGUUCCUCCUCCCAGGAUUCCUCCUCGGAUCCCUGAAAGGGUGCCGGAAUCGUUGCAUGAGCGCUACAUUUCUUGCCCGACGCGAGCACUUCCUCAAAGACCCUCCCAGAGAUAUACAGACCCCGCCCCUCCUGUACCUCGCCGCCUGCGGUGAUGACCACACAGCUCUGCUCCGGGACACGCCCACAGACUCUUUGCCCUUCAAACUUGUAGUUUGAGGGAAAUUUUAGUGUUUGAGUGUUUUGAGUUGAGUUUCUCAUCAAACGUUUCCUUCUGCUGUUUCGUUGUAAAUGUUAAUAAUUUGUAUCUUCUGUUUGUGUUAAUAUCUGUGCUAAUUAUAAGUAACAAUUUUGAAAAAGUCAUAAAUCCUAAUUAAAAUGUUUUGCUGAAA